Molecule: messenger RNA, 1865 nt
Organism: Planococcus citri (citrus mealybug)
Lineage: Eukaryota; Metazoa; Arthropoda; Insecta; Hemiptera; Pseudococcidae
Product: pH-sensitive chloride channel 2-like
Exons: 9
Coding region: 350-1777 (475 amino acids)
Biological process (GO): nervous system process; chloride transmembrane transport; chemical synaptic transmission
Cellular component (GO): synapse; neuron projection; plasma membrane
Molecular function (GO): chloride channel activity; transmitter-gated monoatomic ion channel activity involved in regulation of postsynaptic membrane potential; transmembrane signaling receptor activity
Source: RefSeq, a predicted model, not a curated record
CCUCCUAAACAGUUUUACAAAUCGGCUCGGCAUCGCGAUCACCUUAAACGAUCAAGAGAACAGACAUUACAAAAAAAAUUACCAACAUACAGUCGCAGGUGUUUCAACGUCAACCAUCAACCAUUCAAGAUCAAUGUCAUAACUAAUCACACUCGAAAUUUUCCGAUAACAUUGCUACGUCUGUAUAUUUUCCAUAUUCCAAUUUUCAAACGAUUGAUGAAUUUUAAAUUGAAAUUUCAAACAAAACCAUCGCGAAUUAACUCGUUUUUCCGUCAAUUUUCAGAGCAUGAAAUGCCGCAAUUUGGAAAUUUUUUUUAGUUGAUAUGGCUACGUUGGUGAAUUUUAUAAAAUGCGAUUUCAAAUGCGGUUAACUUUUGUAGUUUUUUUUUUCGUUCAACUCGUUUCGAAUAGUUCGCAAGACAAAGAUACGUGUAAAGAAGAAAUGAAUUUUAAUGGUAAAACAUCCGAACAAAUUCUGUACAUGUUGACGGAUCCUUGCAGAUACGAUAGGUGGAAAAGACCAAGUAUCGACGGAGAGCCAACUCAAGUAUCAGUGAGAAUUUACAUCUAUUUCAUCGGUAACGUCGAAGCGCAACAUUUACAAUACACAACCCACGUUUUGAUGAGAUAUAGAUGGGUGGAUUACAGAUUAGCCCGAAACGUCACGUACAGUAUACAAGGCGAGACUUUGGUCAAAGAAAAACUAUGGACACCUCAUAUGUAUAUAGUGAACGAAUACGAAUCUCGUGUCAUGGGAUCCGGCAAUCAAGACAUUUUAGUAACUGUUAUGCCGGAUGGAACAGUACUAUAUUCCACAAGAUUAAAAGUGACGUUAUUAUGCUUGAUGAACCUGAGAAAAUUUCCUUUCGAUGAACAGGAAUGUCCAUUAGUGCUCGAAAGUUGGACGUAUAAUACGAACGAGUUGCUGUUAUCCUGGGAGAAACUCUCCCCCGUUGUUCAAAAUUCACGUCUUCACAUGACAGAGUAUAACUUGGCUUCAAUUUGGACUAAUUCUACUUUCGUUAUGUACUCGUUGCCAUUAGACACUUGGACGACGUCGGAGGAAAAUUAUCAUUACUUUGGAAAAUUUGCUGGAAAUUAUAGUUCCUUGACGGUUUAUUUCAAGUUGGAACGAGAAGCCGGUCACUAUUUGAUGGAUUAUUAUGUGCCAAGCAUUCUGUUAGUUGUUGUAUCAUGGGUAACAUUUUGGUUAGAUCCCAACGCUGUUCCUGGAAGAACGACAUUAGGUACCAGUACGAUGCUAACUUUCAUAACGUUAUCAAGAAACACUGGCAGCUCACUACCAAAAGUAUCCUAUAUCAAAGCAACAGAAAUAUGGUUCAUCGGCUGCACCAUAUUCAUAUUCGGAUCAUUGGUAGAAUUUGCAUUCGUCAAUACAAUAUGGAGAAGAAGGAAAGACAUCGAAUUGAAAAAAGUCACCAGUAAGCACGUGCUUAGAGCAACUUUAACGCCUCAAUUAAACAGAAAGUCGCUGUCGUCUUCAACGCAAUCUCUCCCCAGCAUACAGACGAUACAUGAAAAUAGUCUAAGACAGAAUAAAUACAGCAAUGCGUUACUCGUGCCAUCGAACGAUACUAUAUUCACCGAACCAGCGGCCAGUUGUAAUAGCAUAAAUAUCAACAGCAGUAAUUCGCAAGGAUUUUUCAAAAUGACGCCUCAACAAAUCGCAGGAUGGAUUGAUAAAAGGAGCAGAGUAUUUUUUCCAAUCGCUUUUUUAAUAUUCAACAUAUUUUACUGGAUUUUCGUAUUGAUUUAAAUUUUCAAUAUUAACUAGGUACCCUAUGUAAAUUGUCAAUAGGCACGUUUUAUUUUAAAGAAAUAAAAUACCAAAGUAUGCAUCUGAA